ACCAAACUUUAAUACAAACGGGACCGGAGGGACAAUUUGGCCAUGUCGUUGAGCACUGUGCCAUUUUGAAUUCGAAUGCUUCGGGUGGAUCUAUCCGUAGUUUGCGGGAAGCGGGAAGACAUAAGAACAUGUUGUUAACGUUUCUAGGGUUCCUUCUUUCGAGAGAACGAAUACAUUGAUCGUCAGGAGUUGCCAAUAGGCCAAAUUCUACAAAGAGCCAUGUGGAAAUGUGCAAGAUAUUAAUGGGACUAUAGCCAAAUCAAAUCCAUUGAAAAAACAAGAUCAUUGUCGGCCCCACCACCAGUUUUCAGGUGCAAACUGUUUCGAAUGGGAGAAGAUUGACAGGGGACUGAAAACAACGUCGAUAUCUCAAAUAAAGAGAUAUUCUUGACCACUUCCAUCAUCCCAGACUUGAAAAGCAUGAUCUCUGUAGGUACACUAGAUACACUUUUGGCCACUUGAAUCUGAAAACGUCUAGUGGAGAAGGUCCAGGUGCAGCUUCAAUGAGUUGUGGUAAUGUGCCAACUCAUUGCCAGAGUAACCAUGGAACAAACAAUAUGGCUUCCCAUCGUGAGAAUGCCAGCAUCUUCAAUGAGGGAAGCAGAGCAGCAAAGAAGAAAAGAGAAUCAAGACUAAAGGGUGGAGGACUGCGCCAGUUCAGUAAUAUUGUUUGUCAGAAGUUGGAGAGCAAGGUUAGAACAACAUAUAAUGAGGUCGCAGAUGAAAUCGUUGCAGAGUUUUCCGGAGCACGUGGUGAUGCGGCAGCAUCGUCAGAGUCUGAUGAGAAGAACAUAAGACGACGGGUGUAUGAUGCAUUAAAUGUUCUUCUGGCACUGGAUAUUAUUGCCGGAGACAAAAAGGAAAUCCAUUGGAAGGGACUACCAAAUACACGAAUAAAGGAUUUGGAAGAGAUUAAGGCAUUGCGACUUCGGCUGGUGAAUAAGAUUGGAAAGAAAGUGGCCUACUUGAAAGGUCUAGAAGAAAAGAUUGUAGGUCUCCAAGAUUUGCUGACGCGCAAUUGUCAGUUACUCAAGUGUGGAAGUGCAUCUCCAGAAGGAUUUUCUUUGCCAUUUAUUCUGGUUCAGACAAGCCCUCAUGCUACUGUUGAGAUAGAGAUUUCUGAAGACAUGCAAUUGGUUCACUUUGACUUCAAUAGCACACCUUUCUCAUUGCAUGAUGAUGCUUAUAUUCUGGAGUUGAUGAGAUACAACCAACAGCCAGAAAGUAUAGAUGCUUCUCAAAGUUUUUCGGCUCACUCUUCUUCAAGCUCAGUCACACCUCGAGGCACCAAACCGUUUCAUUGGAACUCUGAAACACAUCUCAAAUGAAUUUAUUAUACUUGGAAAUAUAAGUACAUUUGCUGUCCAGAAGAAAAAAAAAGAAGGGAAUCUACCAAUGUGUAUAUAUUCCUUAAAACGUUUUGGAGAUUUCAGCAUCAGUCGGCGUUAAAACGUUAGUGCUAAUUGUAAGAUUAGUCUCUUGAGUUCACACUUUAAAAGUAAAAAGCUUCAAGGAUUU
Juglans microcarpa x Juglans regia is the source of this 1518-nucleotide messenger RNA. RefSeq names its product transcription factor-like protein DPA. Gene Ontology annotation, biological process: regulation of transcription by RNA polymerase II; regulation of cell cycle. The transcript is spliced from 11 exons. Bases 504 to 1328 code for a protein of 274 amino acids. Lineage: Eukaryota; Viridiplantae; Streptophyta; Magnoliopsida; Fagales; Juglandaceae. Gene Ontology annotation, cellular component: transcription regulator complex; nucleus. Gene Ontology annotation, molecular function: DNA-binding transcription factor activity, RNA polymerase II-specific; RNA polymerase II transcription regulatory region sequence-specific DNA binding. The record is from RefSeq and is a predicted model, not a curated record.